This is a messenger RNA of Aspergillus welwitschiae, 1413 nucleotides long. RefSeq lists its product as uncharacterized. The record is from RefSeq and is a predicted model, not a curated record. The coding region runs from base 1 to 1413 and encodes 470 amino acids. The transcript has a single exon. NCBI's taxonomy places the organism in Eukaryota, Fungi, Ascomycota, Eurotiomycetes, Eurotiales, Aspergillaceae.
AUGUCAGCAACUUCAACUGCUGGCAUCGUAGCCGAGAGAUGCAUGGACUAUGACGACGUCGCAUGGGCCCGAUGUGAUGAAAUAUUCGAACCUUGGAGAGAUAAAAUAUUCGAAACGGACGUUCUUCGUGAGAUAGGACGAUUCAUCGACAAGCAUAGAGGAGGGGUCCCCGAGGAGCUUUUUGCACCCCAACGAGGAUCAUUCAAUGCUUGGCUACGGAUGUUGUUCAAAGAUGGAGGCUCUGCCAUCAUUCGAUUUCCAUGUCCGGGUGCUACUAUGUUCCCAGAAGAGAAAGUCCAGCGCGAAGUGGCAGUGAUGCAGUUUCUGGAGUAUUUUACAAAUCUACGCAUACCUCACAUCCUUCACCAUGGAAUAACAGAGGAGAGUCCAAAAGAACUUGGACCCUUCAUCAUCAUGAAGCACAUAAGCAACGAAGGCGACUUCAUCGAUGCCCUCAAUAUACCGGGCCGGUCACGCGACGACAGACCGAUCUUAGACCCAAACGUCUCACAAGAGCGACUUGAAUGGAUCUAUGGUCAGAUGGCAGAUAUCGUGCUCCAGGUAUCGAGGCAUUCGUUUGCGGAGAUUGGCUGCAUCGGAAAAGCCAAAGAAAAUGACGAAUUCGAUGAUACGUGGAUUGUUAAGCAUCGUCCCCUCACUUUCAACAUGAAUGAGCUCGUCCAACUAGGCGGGGUUUCGCCUGACCUUCUUCCUCAGGGCACGUUCAAAACAGCGUCAUCUUAUUACCGAGCACUGGCUGAGAUGCACAUGAUCCAUCUGUCUUCCCAACGAAACGAUGCUAUCGACUCUGCGGAAGACUGCCGAAACAAGUACAUCGCAAGAUGUCUAUUCCGCAAGAUCACUCGCGAACAUCAGCUUUUCCAGGACGACUCUGGCCCGUUCAGAUUGUUCUGUGAUGACCUUAGACCCGGCAACGUCCUUGCGAACGACCAUCACCAGAUGACUGGCGUGGUGGACUGGGAAUUUACCUACGCGGCGCCUACUGGAUUCGCCCACAGUCCACCCUUUUGGUUGCUACUCGAGCGUCCAGAACUCUGGAAACCGGGUUUGGAUGAUUGGACGGCAAGAUAUGAGAAGGUGUUGCCGAUGUUCCUGAAAGUGCUUAAGAAUAAGGAGCAAGCAGCCAUUGACCGAGGGACUCUAGAAGAGGCCGAUCGGCUUUCGGAGCACAUGUGGAGACGCUGGCAAAGUGGCGAUUUCUGGCUCAACUAUGCCGCGAGAAAGAGCUGGGCAUUCGGCAUGAUAUACUGGGCUAAGAUUGAUCGGAGGUUCUUUGGUGGUGGUGAUCUGAACGAUCGGAUCAAGCUUCUGACACCUGAAGAAAGAGAAGAGAUGGAUAAGUUCGUUCAGAUAAAAUUGAAGGCUAAGGAGGAAGGCGGGCUGUCUAAUUAG